AAUCCAAUUUAAGUAAAUUCUACAUGAUUUUAUAGGUAUUUUUCAUGUAUACAUUAUCAAAUUUAUUUUAGAUUCCACCCCAAAUUAAUAAAUACUUACUUGUUUUGACCUUUUGGAUUAAAUGCAUUUUGGAGUAUUGCAAAUUUGCACAGUUGCACUCUACUUUUCUUUCCUCUUUCUCUCAACCCUUUUCUUUCCCCUUCGCGUCGCGUUUCUCCUCCGCAGAUUCUCUCUCAUCUGUGUUUCUCCUCGAUCAAAUCAAUCUCUACGCAGAAACCGAAUUCCAAUACUACACCAUGACUCUUGGCUCGGGAGGAUCCAGCGUCGUGGUUCCUCGAAAUUUCAGAUUGUUGGAGGAACUUGAGCGUGGAGAAAAGGGAAUUGGUGAUGGUACUGUAAGCUAUGGAAUGGAUGAUGGAGAUGAUAUCUAUAUGCGCUCGUGGACUGGCACCAUUAUAGGUCCCCACAAUUCUGUGCACGAGGGACGCAUAUAUCAGUUGAAGUUAUUUUGUGACAAAGAUUAUCCAGAGAAGCCUCCCAGUGUUCGUUUCCAUUCCCGGGUUAACAUGACUUGCGUAAACCAUGAAACUGGAGUGGUGGAACCAAAAAAGUUUGGGCUUCUAUCAAAUUGGCAGAGGGAGUACACAAUGGAAGACAUACUGACGCAGCUGAAGAAAGAGAUGGCUGCUCCACACAACCGUAAGCUGGUCCAGCCUCCCGAAGGAACAUACUUCUAGUGCAAGAUAUGAAGGUCCUAUUUGACCAUAUUCUGAUUGAUAGUUAUCUCAUCGCGUUAAGAUGGAAGUUGUAUGGGGGAAUGCCUGAAAAGCCAUCUCAUAUCGCUCCUGGAUUCCUCGUAUCUUUUAUCCUGCUUUAUUCUGUUUAUGAACUAUGUCGGGAUAGUUGGUGAUGGGAUUUCUUCUGUGUGAAAAUUAAUGAACAUCUUGGUAAUAUCAUAAUUCUUGUCUUUUUGAAUGCUUUCAUCGUCCUCUGAAGGAAAAUUUGAUAAGAACAUCCUUUGUUA
Messenger RNA from Salvia miltiorrhiza (redroot sage), 1024 nucleotides. RefSeq names its product ubiquitin-conjugating enzyme E2 variant 1D. The transcript is spliced from 4 exons. Gene Ontology annotation, cellular component: nucleus. NCBI's taxonomy places the organism in Eukaryota, Viridiplantae, Streptophyta, Magnoliopsida, Lamiales, Lamiaceae. Gene Ontology annotation, biological process: protein K63-linked ubiquitination; DNA damage tolerance. The coding region runs from base 297 to 737 and encodes 146 amino acids. The record is from RefSeq and is a predicted model, not a curated record.